CGUUUGCAAGACCAAGAUGGUGUUGGUGACGAUAAGGGGCGCCUCCCUCCGUCACCUGAGCCGCCCCUCCUCCCCCCACAGCUCAGCCCCCGCACGCCCAAGGAAGCAGUACGAAGUUAUCACUGAGAGGACACACACACGGAGCCGCUUCCAGUCCGGCUCCAGGGUAGUGAUGGGUGCCCGGUUGAGGUCACGUGGGGGUCGUGGUGCACUGUGGGUCGUGGUGGUGGUAGUGGUCGUGGCCUCUGGGAGUCCCGUCGGAGCCGAGACUCCAGAAGGCACGACAGAAACCUCUUGUGAGACCCAUCCUUGCACUGCGAGGGGGCCCUCGGCUCAGGCCUGGACGCAGCCGACGCCGCGUGUGACAGUGGGCCUCAGGGUCGUGCCGAAGGAUGAGACGCCAAAAGACACGUCGGAGGCACCUAGGCACCGCGACGUAGCAGUGCUAAGUGUAGGCCACGAGGGACCCGGAGGAAACAAGAGCUUCAGCUGGGGCGCGGGGCACGUGCAGGAAAAGGCGCCCAAGAUGCCCCUACCCAUCGUCACCGUCGCCAGUAGGCUACUGGACGUCGGGCGAAGGGACGAGGACCCGGAGACAAGGACCAUCAGUUCCCUGGCGCGGGAUCCUCCGCCCAAGCCUCUGGAAUUCGACCCCGUGCCGGAGGGUGAUCCCUACAAGACGGACAGCACUCUGGCUCAGCCCACGGUGCUGGCAUGGGCGGGCGCCUUCGUCUCCGCCCUGCAGCCGGAGCACUUCCCCAUGGAACUCGUGCGAGCAGCUCUGGAACGGAAAAUCACUGCAGAACAGCUUGUCAUGCAGUCUCUGCAAGCUGAGCCCGGUUUCAUCGCUUUCAUGGGCGUGGGCCUAUCGCUGGCGGCGGGCGUACCUCUGAUAGGAAUGAUAGUGUGCUGCUGUAGGAUGUGCGGGCGCUGCGGGGGCAAGAAAACGCAACACCACCACGACGACUGCUUCAACUGCCAGAGGAGAUCCCUCACCACGUCCCUCGCCACCUGCGCCCUCUUCGUCUCGCUGGGCGUGGUGGUGGCCGUCGUAAGCAACGAGCGCCUGAGCAGCGCCGUGUCGGAAGCGAGAGCGAGUGUGCAGAAUAACGUCCAAGACCUCGAUACCUUCUUGAGGAACACCAAGAUGCAGCUCCGGUUCCUCGUCAGCAACUCCUUAGAGCAGACAGUCGACGCGAUCUACAGUGACCUUGACGACGUGGAGUACCUGCUGGGGAGGCCUCUUCAGAGGGAGUUAGCGGCGGAGGCGCAGAUCGAGGUGGCCCUGGACUCUCUCCUGCACAUAAGCAGCAGUUUACGCAGCAUCGCCGGUCGCAUGCGGUCGCUGGAAGAAGCGAGGUCGCAGGCGGCGGCUCGGGCAGAAGAGCUAAGAGGCCGCCUUGUUGAGUUAGCGGGAGAUAUACAGAGGUUUGUUGCUCGUUGCACGCCCGAAGAUGCGGAUUUGUGCAACUCCCUAGACUAUCGAGGACUUGAUCUGGACGCUCGUUUCGAUAGUUUCUCCUUCUCGGAGCAGCUGCGUCUCCUCUCGGCCGUGGAGAGCCACAACCUGACGGAGACUGCGAGACACGCGAGGUACGAGUUCGAGAACAUUCCGAACUAUGUAGAGUCGAUGACGCGCCGCACGCGGGACGACGUGAAGCGCGCAGUCCGGACCUUCCGCGCCCAUGUGUACUCUCGUGUGCGGGGUCUUGACGACGUGGCCUUCGACCUGGAAGUGCGCACACGAGACAUCACCUGGCGGGUCGACGAGGCAGCGGCCAUGUUGCAGAAACACGAGACCUACAGGUGGUACACCGGUCUCGCCAUCUCCGUCAGCCUGGCCUUCGUGUGGACUCUGCUGAUGGUGGGGCUGUGCUGCGGGUGCUGCUCCCACACCUCCGACCAGGCGCCCACGGAGAGGUCCUGCGUGUCCAACUCGGCCGGCCAGACCCUGCUCACAUCGGUUUUCUUCAUGUUCCUGCUGUCGAGCGUGCUGUGGGCGGUGGUGGUGGCGCUGUUCGUGGUGGGAGCGCACGCCCACGCCUUCAUCUGCCACCCGCUGUACGAGGAGCCGACGUUCCCGACCCUGGCCCGCCUCGUCGACCACUCGGGCAUGGUGUUCGACGACGGACCGAUGUUCAGCAACGUCCUGCACCCCGGCCGCGACGUCUACCUCGGCGUCGGCGACGUCCUCAGCCAGUGCAAGGAGGGAGGGGCCGCCUACCAGGUAUUCAAACUCCGCCAUUACUUCGACAUCGAGAACGAGAUCGACCACAGCAAAACCUUCGACCUGCGGGACACCCUCAGUCUGCUCAAGGUCAACCUCUCAAACGUCGAGCUCCUGUCGACCGAAGCGGAGGCCAACCUUGACAAGUUCCUGCGCUCCGUUAAGAUCGACCUCGCGCCUUAUAGAAAAGAGAUGGAUAAACCGCUCGUGAGGAAGAACCUGCCGGCGUUGGCGGAGCAGAUGCAAAACGUAGCGGGCCAGCUGCGCUCAGUGGCCGCCUCAGCAGAGCUUUUCAAGAUGGUGGCGCGGACGAGGAACAUCAUCAGCAACACUCUCUACCCUCUGGAGAAGCGAAAGGAGGAUGUGACGUAUCAGGUGGCGACGCUGGACCUGGAGGUGAUGCCUCUGCAGCGCCAGAUCAACCAGAGCUCCGGGCACCUCAGGACCAUCCAGUAUUUCAUCCACAGCCACGGAUCCUCUCUUGCGGCCGCCAAAGCCCGCGGCUACGUCGAGAGGAUCCUGAGCUACGCCCGCCAGUAUACCGAGCACGUCCGCAACGCCGCCCUCAUGCACGUCGCCCCUUGCACGCCCGUCUGGAAUCUCUUUGACUCUGCUCGCGGUGUCACUUGCAACGGGAUCAUUGAACCUCUGAACGCGUUGUGGUUGGCAACCUGCUGGUGCCUGCUGCUCUUCCUGCCAGCCAUUGUGAUAAGCCUCGCCCUGGCUCGAUUCUACCUACGCAUGGAUAAUGACGAUGACACGCUUCCUCUCCACUCGAACGGGUCUCCGCCGGGUUCGAGCACCAACCUGCAGAGCGGCGGGUCGUCGGCGCUGUGGGGGCCGAAGGCGACGCCGCACGCCCACGCGCACCACGCGUACCCGAGUCGCCACCACAAUGGACCCGAAAGAGGCGAGAGAACGGAGCGCGAGCACCCGGAAGUCCCCCGCGAAGCCUCCUCUCGGUUCCGCAGGCAGCCGCGCGCCCCGCAGCGUCUGGCGCCGGAAGAGGUGGUGGCGGGGGCGCAGGUGGCGGCGUGGCGGGACGCGUGGCGGGCGGGUGCCGGCUUCGUGACUCUGGAGCUGGUGGCGCGGCACGUGCACCGCCCCAUCGACUGGGUGCACCAGCACUGGCACGACGACCCGCGGCAGAAACAAACACUGGUGAAGCACGCCACUCCUCGCGCCAGGACGGCCACCUCCCUCGCCCUUUGACGUGGGAAGUCUCGCUUUUGUGAACCGUGACCUGACUUCCCUCUGGAGCAGGAGUGCCUUGCCUCUCUCCAGGUGCCACAAAGAUGCCAUCCUCCAGCACGUUACCGAACUGUCUUCAUUCGUUCAUAGGAUUCGGAGUUGUAAAUAAGGUUGAUACUUGGCGUUGCAUGUAAAUGGCUUGGCUACAUAUUUCAGGUUGUAUGAAUGUCUGUUUGUGUGUUCUCUUAUACAUGUUUUUUUUUUUUUUAACUCAAAGUAUUCAUAAUUUUUAACGAUUUAAGUAAUGACUACUUUUUCAUGUUUUGAUAGUCUUGUACACAGAAAAUGAAAUAUGAUAAAACUAUUUUUUAUCUAAGCCUUGUUUCUAUAUUAAUGAGGAACUGAAUACUAUUUAUAAGUGAUAAUUAUUUAUUAUUCUACUUUCCAGAAUUUUAUAUUUUCCUAUUUUGUCAGUUAGUUAUUAUUAAUAUGAUUUUUUUCCAGUCAAAUAUGAAGCAAUUAAUGUAGAAUGAUAUAUUUCUAUUUUCAUAAUACAUAAAGAUAUCCUUAGAUAGUAUGUGUGCUUAUGAAUAAUUGUUAUAUAUAUUUCAUAAUUUAUUAAUUCGAAGUGAUACACUUCGUUAAGUAAUUUCAGUCCUCUGAGGAUAUGCACUGCACCCCGUUUUAUCACCGUAUGUUAUUGCACUUGUUGGUUAUAACAUAUAUUUGUUUAUCUAGUCAUCACAGUCAAAACAUACUGUAUGUCCCUUUCCUUUUGUACGUUUCCAUUUUUUUUAAUGGCACUGAUUUAGAAGAUUUCAGCUGCACUGUGUUCAAUAAUUAUCGUGUGAGAAUAUCUGACAUGGCUUGGUGUGAAACUGAGACAUUUCUGAUUCCCUUAUUUUAGGUUAUAGCAGUCAACGCCAUGAGAUGGUUUGUUCAGUAAUGUAAGAUUUUAGGAUUUGCAUUAUUUUGUACACUAAGCGUAGAUCAACAUCUAGUUUCGAUGGAAAAAUAAAACGAAGAAUGUAUA
Messenger RNA from Penaeus monodon (black tiger shrimp), 4451 nucleotides. RefSeq names its product prominin-1-A-like (gene prom). Gene Ontology annotation, cellular component: membrane. The transcript has 19 exons. Lineage: Eukaryota; Metazoa; Arthropoda; Malacostraca; Decapoda; Penaeidae. The coding region runs from base 17 to 3439 and encodes 1140 amino acids. The record is from RefSeq and is a predicted model, not a curated record.